Messenger RNA from Zychaea mexicana, 843 nucleotides. RefSeq lists its product as uncharacterized. NCBI's taxonomy places the organism in Eukaryota, Fungi, Mucoromycota, Mucoromycetes, Mucorales, Lichtheimiaceae. Bases 169 to 843 code for a protein of 224 amino acids. The record is from RefSeq and is a predicted model, not a curated record. The transcript is spliced from 6 exons.
AUUUCCAUUUUAGGCAGUAUCAAAACAAAGUUAAUCCUUUUCUCCUCAUUUGUUUGACCUUGCCUCUCCUUGUAUGCUUCAUCUUGCCGUUUGAAAAAAAAAUCGUUCCUUUUCUUAUUCCUUCUUUUCUUUCGUCAAUAAUAAAACAUCACACAGAAACAACUUAACAUGAAUCCUCAAAUCCCAGCAAUUCUUAACGCUAUCAAAAACAAUAACGAUUCAAUGCUUGCACUUGCACGGUCGGUCGGCUCCUUGGAAAGGGAAGUUGAUGUCACAUGCUGUCCUUUCAUGUCCAUCUGUAGAAUCUUCCAGCUCCGUAUCAAGAGCGUUUUCUUCUGGGCUGUUCGACGGCAUGCUCUUGACACUGUCUUACAAACGCAAAGUCGACUCACAGACGAAGUUUGUAAUGGAGGAGCUGACCAGUCUGUGCCACGACGUCGUCAGGGAGCACCAAUUGGAUAUCGCGCGCAGCGACGCAGUCAAUAUCAGGGACAACAUAUGGGGACGAUCUGGGAUAAUGGUCGAUGGGCGGCUUCUACCAAAAAUCAACAUUAUCAAGCGCUCCACAAGAGGAAACAUGUUUUUUUUCAGAAUAAAGGUUGCGUUGCCGUCGACAUCAAACACAGACGACUGUUCAAGGCUCCUAGUGUAAUAGUCGGAAGACGAAGACGCGUCGCAACUGCCCAGUGUGUUGCUCUCUUUAAGCCAAGAGAGACUACAUCACGCAAACGCGCCCGUUCAUGCGAUGGAUCUGCUAAUGACUUCACUGACAGCACCAGUAUUGCUCGCGUCGGUGCUCGUAAUGCUCGUGGUGUUCGCUGUUGCGGUCGUGUUGGCAACUAA